AAGUGGUGGUGUCAACACUGUCUGUGACACGCAGUAAAUUUUAUAGCAACUGAAUGGCAUUAUGGAUGACAAUCAAGAAAAAAAUAGUUCACCAUAGUCCGCCAUAAUGGCUUUUUGUGAAAAUUUCGACUCGAAAUCAGUUCUAAAUUGUUUACCACAAAUUGUGACUGAAAUUGUACGAAAAUAAAUAAUUGGAAUGAUUUAGGCGGUCCAAAAUACAUGUAAAGGUCCCAUUGGACCGCAUUGCGGACCUGGAAAGUAGUUUUAAGUGCGUGUGUUUGUUCAUUUUUUUCUCGAUUGGACCACACCACCCCGAUUGUGUUUUGUCCAGGUCGCGGCCUUCUGUCAAACCAGAAAAAAAAAUGUCGAAGCUAUCAUUUAGGGCUCGGGCCCUGGAUCCCACCAAACCAAUGCCCAUUUAUUUAACUGAAGAACUACCAGAUUUGCCAGAACAUUCGGCAAUAAAUCGUGCUGUUCCACAGAUGCCCAGCGGCAUGGAAAAAGAAGAAGAAUCUGAACAUCAUCUUCAACGAGCAAUAUGCACUGGAUUGAUUAUACCCACGCCCGAAGUAUUGGAAACCGACCGAAUUUUCUACGAAAAAUGCUACCCUGCCGACUUCAAACCCACUCGCCAAAUGAUCCAUAUGCAACCCCUCGGUAUGGAACAAGACAUUCCCGACUACGAUAUGGAUUCGGCUGACGAGGCAUGGGUUACGUCGCAAGCGCGUCGACUGAAUUUGACGCCGUUGAAAUUCGAAGAAAUGAUGGAUCGCUUAGAAAAGAGUUCCGGCCAAACCGUUGUUACCGUUAAUGAAGCCAAAGCACUGCUCAAACAAGACGACGAACUGAGUGUGACCGUGUACGAUUACUGGCUGAAUAAACGAUUGAAAAUGCAACAUCCACUGAUAUUAUCUAUACGAACGGAAAAUCGACCCGGUGCAGCGCCGAACAAUCCAUAUCUGGCGUUUAGGAGACGUACGGAAAAGAUGCAGACGAGGAAGAAUCGAAAGAAUGAUGAAACGUCGUAUGAGAAAAUGUUGAAAUUGAGGCGAGACUUAAGUCGUGCUGUGACGCUGUUGGAUAUGGUGAAGCGAAGGGAGAAAACGAAACAGGAGUCCCUUCAUCUGAGUAUAGAAAUAUUUGAAAAACGGUUCCAGGCUAGGGAUUUCAGUGGCCAUCUGUUGAACGAAUAUACAAACAAUGCUGUUAAAUCAGCCGCAGCAAGGCCGGCUUUUGCUCCAAUUUACGCGAAUCAAUACUCUCACACAACAUCCAGUGCUGCACAGUCCAGUCCAUUACCGUGGGUCGGUAACCAUCAUCCAUUUUUGACACAACAAUAUCAUUCCGUCACAGCUGGUGCCAAUAUUAAACGUGAAGCUGAUAUGGCCAGCAGUUGUAGUGGUCGUAAAGAGAAGCGACAGUACAAAAAGCGAAAGCACAAAACAACACAGCGUGACAAACCGUAUCCAAGUCCUGGACCUGUCGUUGAACCAGCCUCAUCUGAUGAGGAUGAACCACUUGCGUCCAAUCAUUUAGGUCAUGAGAAUGCCGAAGAUGAAGGAUCGUUUGUAUUCAAACGGCUCAAACCCUGCACGUAUCAAAAGCCUCUCACAAAAGAAUUUGGAAAUUGGCCAUGGACAUCGAAAACGGACAAUGGUUUGGGCGAUCCGAAAUACCGGUACACGUUAACAUCUUUAGGACAUGGACGACAACGGUGCAUUGGUUUCGCUCGUCGACGUACUGGCCGCGGUGGACGUGUCAUCAUGGAUCGUUGCUCUACUAGUAUGGAUGAGUGGUGGUCCGGCUUGGACUAUACGAUAUUCGACAAUGAUCCAGAUUCGUUACAGCAGCAGCAGCGACCCUAUGUAGAAGCAACAAGUGUUAAAGUGAAAACGGACACAGAACACUUGAGUGACAGUAUUGUUGUGGAUUUAAUUAAAAAUCGAAAAAAUUCGAUGGAUAAUGUGUCUAGGACAAGAACACCACUGGAAUGUGGUGACAGUGAUAUUGUGAUAAGAAAUGAACAAAAUUCGAUUAACGUAAAAAAAGAGAAAUUAGAUGAUUACGAAUUAGCUGGUAGUCAUAGUUCCAAUAUGUUAGGUUCAUCGUCAAUGUUUGACAGAAAUUUUAGUGAAAUACCAAGUAAUAGUAGCAGUUCAAUUGAACGAAACGGUAGUGUGACUGAUGUUAAAAUCGAAAUACCUUCAGAAACAAUACAAAUUGAUCGCGCGAAAUCACCAGUCAAGACCGAUGACGAUUUAUAUUCAGAUUUUCUGAACGAAAUUCGACGAGAUUGGCUGCACUUUCGUCCAAAGACGCCGCCUGAUUUACACAAUGAAGAUUCGAAUGAAUUAGGCGUACAGUCAUCGCCAUUCACCGAAGCCACAUCGUUAACAGUUGAGAUUCAACGGCUCGGAGAACAGCCGCCCAGUUUUAUGCUAACGGACGCCCAGGACAACCUAUUUCGCACCAGUCCAUUCACAUUCGAGGAUCUUGCUGGUGACGAGCCGCCUACAGUAGGACACGACAGCUCGUCAUCGUUACUUGAAAAUAAUUUAAGUGGCGAAAGUUUGCCGGAAUUAAGUUUCAGCUUGGAGAAUGAGGACAAUGAGAAAAUGUUGGAAAACAUACUGCAGGAAUGUCAAUUUGAUGAUCUCAAAUCGUUCAACACGAACGCCAACUUUUGGAACGGUAUUCUCGAAGACGAUGUUAUCGACGAUCCGAAGAAGACCAGCUUCGAGCGAAUAGCUUCAGAUUUGCUACCACUUGGAGACGAUCGAAUGAAACGGGGCAAACGGAAACAACCGUAUCGGCCACAACGGAUCGGUUCGUCAACGAUCACCAUAUCUAGUAUACCUGAGACACCGUUUUUCCGCAAAGAAAAACCGUCAGAUCAACAGCAACCGGAUCUAUCGAAUAAUACACCAAAAAUUGUGUCAUCGUUACCUAUUGCUGACAAUGUCAAUGUUACUGCCGUUUCGAAUCGCACACCUGAGAUUAUCUUAUCGUCGCAAAUCAAAGAAGAACCAGCAGAUGAUGAAGUCGUUCCUAUCCUGUUUAAACAGCAACCGAUAGCCCAAGUUUCACAGGCUCCACAGCUGGCAAUCGUCAAAACGGAGAAUGUCAACAUAGGCAACACAAUGCCGAUGCAACAAAAAGCUUUCAUUUUGCAUCAGCAACCAGCCCAGUUGCAAUCCUCGUCACCGAUUAUUCAACAAGUUUCGAAUAGUGGUGAAGGAACGAUUAUACUGUCAGCAACAGGAACGCCGCUGCGAAAACACACUAAUGGUCCCACGGAGAAGAGUUCGUUCGAGCUGAUUAAAAAGGCCUCCAUCAUCAAUAGAAAACUUCACAUCCAACAACGACCGGUCGAAAUUAAGGCUGACGAUGCAUCCGAUGUAAAGCCGAAAAUUGAGGGUGCAACGUACAUAAAAAUGGCUGCAUUUCCUGGCGAAUUCAAUGUUGUCACUAGCAAUAAUCUUGCCCUAAAUGCGGCCGCCGUAGCAUCGAACCACAAUUACAGUUUGACGCCCCAGUCGGCCGUUCACCAUCAACCGAUCACUUUGAUUGGUCAAACAUCGCAAUCUCACAACAAAUUCAUCAUAAAUUCGGUGUCCAGUUCGUCUCAUACGACCAAUGCAUCCAACAUUGCGCUCGGUACGCAGACACAAGACCUACAAUUGAAGAUGCAAGCACCGUUGUCCAAUUUCAAAGUGAAUAUGGUCCCGUCGUCAGUGGCACAAAACUUACAGGCAUCAUCACUGAGUAUAGCGAGCGGCGGUAAGCCGACAAUAUUAACAACGCAGACCGUGCACCAUUUGACAUCGCAACAGGCGUCACAGCAGCAACAACCGAAUCGGAAAAUUAACAUGGUGUACGACAACGAGAGGAAUCGCAUUUUGUAUGUGAACAAGAAUAACAUAAACAGUCGUGGACAACCGAUAUUUGCAUCGCUGAAUCAAAAAGUGUUGAACAUAGCGUUGCCAAUGCAAAACAAAAACAAUGCGUCCAGUACGGUACAACGAAUAGCAACGGUGGGCAAUGCUCAGACUAUUUCUAAUAUUCGGCAACAGCACAUAAUGGCACCGAGCGGCAGUGCGUCCAAUCAAGUCAUUGUGGGCACCAGCAGCGGUGACACAUUAACGAAAUUAGUUCAAAAUAGUGAUGGAGGUGGGCAGCCGUCAACGGGAAUAAAUGUGAACACGACAAGCAGGUGAGACAAGGACAGAUAGCUGAUGAUGAUGUACGGUGAAAAUUUUCUUUUUUUUCGAUUUUCUUUCGUUCAUUGUUUUUUAAGAAGAAUUUUCUUAGUUUUUGUUUAAUGAAAUUUUUUUUAUAUUGGGCGUAUGUGCUUCAGCAAGGACAGACGAUUUUAACAAUUUAAAAAAAAUAAUUUUUUCGAAUUAUUAAGUUGGGUAUAUUCAUCGUGAAUAAUUUUUGUGAAAAUGUGAUUCACAUCAAGAUGUUUUUUUUUGAUAGAAUUUUGAAAAUAAAAUGAAAAAUUAAAUGAGAAAACAUUUUUUUUCUAAUUUAACCGUAAGUUUCUUAUUACGCAUACAUUAAUUAAAAAUAAUUAAUUAAUUAUUGAAGUCGAUUGUACAUAUAAAUUAAUGUUUUUUUCUGUGUUUAAUUUAAAAACAAAAAAAAAUUAGUGUUAAUGAGAAUAAAAAAAAAUUAAAAAAACAAAAAAAGAAAAAUACAAAAAAUUAUAGGAUCCUAUAAAAAAGAAAACAAAAAAAUAAUAAUAAAUGAAUCAAUGUGCUACGUCAAGUUGUAAAGACAAAACCACACAGCAACUAUAUACCUAAAUUUAGAAAACAAAAAUAAAUAAAAAAGAGAAAAAAAAAAUGAAUAAAAAUGUUUUGAUUUGACAAUUUUAUUGAAAAAGGAAAAUAAAUUAAAAGAGAAAAAAUUACAAGCAAAAAGAAAAUGAGAAUCAAACGGUAGAGAGAUGAGCAAAUGGAUGAAUGAAAGAAAAAAAGGCAAACUACAAAAAAAAAACUUUAUAUCUAAACGUUUGUGACAGUUGUAUAAUUCGACGUAAAUCUAAUUCAUGAAAAAAAAAAAAUCUUAAAAAUUAGUAAAAAGAUAAAAGUGUAAAAGAAAAUACAAUAAAAGAA
Bradysia coprophila is the source of this 5120-nucleotide messenger RNA. RefSeq names its product Enhancer of Polycomb (gene E(Pc)). The record is from RefSeq and is a predicted model, not a curated record. Gene Ontology annotation, biological process: regulation of transcription by RNA polymerase II. NCBI's taxonomy places the organism in Eukaryota, Metazoa, Arthropoda, Insecta, Diptera, Sciaridae. Gene Ontology annotation, cellular component: NuA4 histone acetyltransferase complex.